Molecule: messenger RNA, 1128 nt
Organism: Ostreococcus tauri
Lineage: Eukaryota; Viridiplantae; Chlorophyta; Mamiellophyceae; Mamiellales; Bathycoccaceae
Product: Glycerol-3-phosphate dehydrogenase,NAD-dependent
Exons: 1
Coding region: 1-1128 (375 amino acids)
Biological process (GO): carbohydrate metabolic process; glycerol-3-phosphate catabolic process
Cellular component (GO): cytosol; glycerol-3-phosphate dehydrogenase (FAD) complex
Molecular function (GO): glycerol-3-phosphate dehydrogenase [NAD(P)+] activity; NAD binding
Source: RefSeq, a predicted model, not a curated record
AUGAAGAUCGCUGUUUUUGGAAGCGGCUCGUUCGGCACCGCCAUGGCGUCCGUCGUCGCGAGGAACGGACACGACGUAAUCAUCUUGACGAGAAGAGAAGAUGUCGCGACGUGCAUCAACGAAAAUGGACGAAACCCGCAACAUCUGACCGCGUACGAGCUUCCGAAGAACGUGCGGGCGACGAUGGACGCCGAGGAAGCGAUAUCGAACGCGGGAGCGAUCGUGCACGCGAUACCUAUGCAGAGCACGGAGGAAUUCUUGGACGGUGUGAAAGAUUUGGUGAAACGCAGCGGCGCGUUAUUCGUGAACACGUCCAAGGGAUUGCACGGCGAGACGUUGGAGCUCAUGCACGACGUGUUGAAGCGAUCGUUAGGGAGUAAUCACCCGUGCGCGUUUUUCGGUGGGCCCACGUUCGCGGAGCAGUUGAUGAACGGGACGCCGAGCGGCGGGGUGAUGGCGGCUCGGGACAUGGCGACGGCGGAACGCGCUAGCGCGUUAUUCGCGGGUCCGAAGAUGCGGGUGUAUCCGAGCACGGACGUCGUCGGGGUCGAGAUCGGUGGGGCACUGAAAAAUGUGAUCGCCAUCCUCGCUGGCGGGUUGGAGGGGAUGGGAUUAGGGGUGAACGCGCAAACGUUGUUGAUCACGCGCGGAUGUCGAGAGAUGACACGUCUGGGCGUCGCCAUGGGAGCGAAGGAGCACACGAUGGCGGGAUUGUCGGGAAUCGGUGAUCUUAUGCUCACGUGUUUGGGCGAUGCAUCUCGCAACAAAGCGGUCGGGAUCGCGUUCGGACGAGGGCAGAAGGUUGAAGAUAUUUUGAGUGAACGCGCGCAGUCGCUCAAGGGCGUCGCCGAGGGAGUCGCCACCGCUCCCGCGGCGGAACGAUUGGCACGAAAGCUCGGUGUUGCGGCUCCCAUGAUAACGACGUGCGCGCAGUGUCUUCGCGGCGAAUUGGACGCCAAGGCGGCUCUUAUGCAGUGCAUGACAUUGCCCAUUCGACCGGAUGAACCGCUGGAUGAUAACAAAGGCGUCGCCGCGAGAGUAAUAUCAUUUGUCACACAUGGGACUUGCGCGCUCUUGGGUGCGUUCACCGCGAGUUGGAUACGAUCACGGUCGCGAGACAGGGCGUAG